This is a messenger RNA of Oryzias melastigma (Indian medaka), 925 nucleotides long. RefSeq names its product NSE1 homolog, SMC5-SMC6 complex component (gene nsmce1). Gene Ontology annotation, cellular component: nucleus; Smc5-Smc6 complex. The transcript is spliced from 8 exons. Gene Ontology annotation, biological process: DNA damage tolerance; double-strand break repair via homologous recombination. NCBI's taxonomy places the organism in Eukaryota, Metazoa, Chordata, Actinopteri, Beloniformes, Adrianichthyidae. Bases 130 to 849 code for a protein of 239 amino acids. Gene Ontology annotation, molecular function: ubiquitin-protein transferase activity. The record is from RefSeq and is a predicted model, not a curated record.
UAAAGUUUUAUUCAAUGAAAUGUACUGUUCCUUCCCUCCCCGGCAGGUGGCAAUUUACCAACUAAGUGAAGCGAAGAAGAAGAAGAGACCCGGAAGAGAAAACGUUCUGAAGCGGGAAAGAUCAGCAGCAUGGCGCGGCAGAUGGGAGACAGCCAUCGGAGGUUCCUUCAGACCAUGAUGAUCAACGGCAUCACUGAUGAGCAUUCAGUGAAGGCGCUCUAUCAGUACUGCUGUGAAGUCAACAAAACACCUCAUGUUCCUGACAAACUGGAUGAGUUCAUUGAUACCAUCAACUCAAAGCUGCAGGCAAUGUUCAUGCAGAUUAGAAAAGGGAUGUCCGAGGUCGAUGGUCACCAGUACUACGUCUUGGUGAACAUGGCUGAGACCAACAUCACAAGGAUGUCUUCAGAUUAUGCUGACAAUGAGCUGGAGCUCUUCAGAAAAAUUGUGGAUCUGACCGUGUGUUCUGAGAACGGAAAGGUGUCUUCCACCGACAUCCUAAACAUCACUGACACCAUGACCACCAAAAAACUGAAGAAGAGCGAAACGGAGCACCUCCUUAGCCGACUCGUGCAGGACAAAUGGCUGUGUGAGGAACGUGGAGAAUACACUUUGUCCGCUCGGUGUAUUAUAGAGAUGGAGCCGUAUAUUCGUACCAUGUAUCAGGACCAUCUGAAAGUCUGUCACAUCUGUCACAGCCUUGCCUUUCAGUGUCAAAUCUGUGAGAAUCCCACCUGUGGAAUCAAAAUUCAUAAUCCAUGUGUGGCGAGAUACUUUAAAAGAAGAACGGAGCCUCGGUGUCCGUCCUGUGAUGACUUCUGGCCUCACGAAAUCCCAGAAGUGAGAUGACUUCAUUGUCGGUCUAAGAGAUGAGGAUCAUAACAACUGUUUCAGACUAGUUUCAUUUGUAUGUUAAUAAAGCACA